Messenger RNA from Candidozyma haemuli, 642 nucleotides. Its product is annotated as Sec63 complex subunit. Gene Ontology annotation, biological process: post-translational protein targeting to membrane, translocation. The coding region runs from base 1 to 642 and encodes 213 amino acids. Gene Ontology annotation, cellular component: Sec62/Sec63 complex. The transcript has a single exon. Lineage: Eukaryota; Fungi; Ascomycota; Pichiomycetes; Serinales; Metschnikowiaceae. The record is from RefSeq and is a predicted model, not a curated record.
AUGGCCGAAGCAGAGGAAGAAGCCGCCCAGACGGUGGUCAAAAUGUCGGUAUUGACGCCGCUUAUUUAUGUGGCCGUGAUGCUUUCCGCUUUCACCGCCUUUUCCAUAUUAUACAGACGUCACAGACUCCAUAAGUUGGUGUCUGUAGAGCCAAUCUUUGGCAAGAACCACCUGUUGGAGCUCUACGAGAUUCUCAGAGAGAAAUACCAAGACAAGCUGUUAGCCAAGGAUAAGAGGCCCCCAGAGAAGGUUGUGAAGGCUGCUCUUUUGAGAAGAGCUGUCGAGGCAAUCAGAAGAUCUCUUAAGCUCAAAGAAAACGAGCCUGUUUUCACCAAGCUUUACCAAGAUGGUUUAAUUGGUGACGAUGUUUUUAAGCAAUUCGAGUUGCAGCAAAAAGUCCAGCAGCUAGAGCUCAAGGAUAUCGUUGAGGAGUGUCAACUGUUCCACAAGGAGUGGCCACAGCUGUUCUUCCCUGUUGUCCAGGAAAUCUGUUACAAUGAAGCUUUGAGAAGACGUCUCCAUGCUAUGGAUGAGCGUUCUGAACAGUUGUCCUUGUUGUGGAACUACUACGUGGACAAGUCUGAGGUUCAAAGUAAGGACGUGUCCCCAGCACCAGAGAAGAAGAAAAAGAAGAAGACCUAA